This is a messenger RNA of Tuber melanosporum (Perigord truffle), 2002 nucleotides long. RefSeq lists its product as uncharacterized. Bases 1318 to 1791 code for a protein of 157 amino acids. NCBI's taxonomy places the organism in Eukaryota, Fungi, Ascomycota, Pezizomycetes, Pezizales, Tuberaceae. The record is from RefSeq and is a predicted model, not a curated record. The transcript has a single exon.
CUCUUUCCUGCCUAUCCUUCCGGGGUCCGACCGCUCGUACAAGUAGGAGAGCUUUUCUUCUUCUUUCGACUUCUAGGCUUUCCCGAGAGUUUGUGAAUUUGAUACUUCGCCACCCUAUCGAACCCGAAGACCCCCCAAUAGCGUUCUAAAUUAGCGCUUAAAUUACUUGUAGCAGCGUUAUUUUGGGCAGUAGCAUCCGCUUCGAUGGACCACACAACUGUCCCCACGGAAUCACUUCACCAGUAGUUAGAGCACCGACGAAUCUCGUACCGUCAAAAAGCCUGGGAAGAUUCCGAGAGCGUUGUGUAGGCGCCGACCUUCUUGCCCGUCCAACAGCCAAACACCCGACCCAAAUCAGUCCAGGACUCCCGAUGCUGAGACAACACGUAUCUCCGAGCAUGGAUCCCGCCAAGACACACGGGAACUCCCAUCCGAUUGGCUUUUAUGCUGGAAAUGGAACUGCGUCAUCGAAACAACAUCCCUCGCAUGACCAUCAUCACAAAGAAGGUCUCUUUUUGGUCACCACAUUAACCGCACGGGCAGACGCAUGACAAGGAUCAAGGCUAGGCCAAGUUUGCCAGCAAGAUUCCGCCCUUGCUCGGGACCAACCGAAGCGGGAGCCACUGGCACUGAAAGAGCUGACUAGUCUUUGGUUGCUGAAUUGAAAUGCCUUUCGCGGAAGGAAGGCGAGUUUGCGAGUUUGCUGAUGGGGCUUAUUGGUUGGUGUCUAGAAGGAUGUGAAAGAAGCACUGAUGGGGUCCGAACCGCGACAUUUGCUUUAGGUGCCAUCGUUUGCCGCUUAGAUAUGGGCGUUGGUCAAAAUGGCUGGGAGCGCGCAUUUGGUUCGAUCGUCCGUGACGAAAAGUCCCAUAAUGCAUAUUCACAACCAGCCACCCACAAAACUGGGCAGGAUAUCAGAUCUCCACCCCUCUGGCAAUGUGGUACCCGGCGCCUGCUACUCGCCAGCAAUGGAGACUUGGAGAGGCCAGAGGCUCCAAUCAACAGGGCACCGUUGCCAAAAACGGGCGUCAUAACUUAACAUGGUUUUGUGCUGAUCGUCAAUAUUAGGAAAAAACUUGAUUCCUCAUAGCGCCUCCUGUCGCAUUCCAACUUUCAGCGAUUCCUACAUAAGGUUCGACAUGUUCCCUUCAAUCCGUGUUCUGUUAUGAACAGGCGGAAGUAACUUAUCGCACCCCAGACGAAAGCGAGGAAUAUAAAGUGUCGAAUACUAUCCUCCCGCCUUCCCCCCCCCCAAAAAAAAAGUCUCCGUUCCUUAAUCGCCCACUCUAAUAGAAUCUGCCCCCAAACACCGCAGUCAUGUGGCCCGGAACCUUCUUCACACUUCUUCGCAUCCUGCAAAUCCUCACCCUUAUCCCCAUAUGGGGAGUCCUAGCCUUUUUCGUCGAUAAAUAUCCCAUGGUUGAAGACGGUGCUUUCUCUGACAUCCUCUGCCUCUUUGUCGUCGCAAUCCUCGCAACAAUCUGGGCAAUCGCCACAAUCUCACUCUUCUACCGCCGCCAUGUCCCCAUAUGGGUCGCGGUUAUCGAUCUCUGCAUUUUUGGCGUUCUCAUUGCUGGUGUCGUACUUCUCGCGCCCUACGUGCGGAACACGGAUUGCAUCGGGGUCAACUGGGGAUGGGCAUACGCGGACGGAUACUGGAGCAGGGAGUGCUCCAUGUAUAAGGCGGUUUAUGCCUUGGGCAUCAUGAACAUUAUUAUGUUCUUCCUCACUGCAGUGUUGGCGGCGUGGAUUUGGAGGAGGCAUACUACUGUCGCGGUUUAUCGGUAUUAAGUUUGGUGUUUUAUUAUGGCUGGUUGUGGUUAUGUGUGCACAUUUAAUAGUUUUGUGAUACGAAAGAUGUUUGGUUUUAUUUUUAAUGAGGGUUUUUUGUAUUUUUGUCACUUAAUGAAUGACUGAGAGGAUGGUAGGUUUGGAUGUUUUUAUGAAGAUUUGUUUGCGUUAGUGAUGCAAUUUUCCAAAAAUGCAAAAUCUAUUGACAGGA